Messenger RNA from Triplophysa dalaica, 1180 nucleotides. RefSeq names its product aquaporin 8a, tandem duplicate 2 (gene aqp8a.2). Bases 204 to 968 code for a protein of 254 amino acids. NCBI's taxonomy places the organism in Eukaryota, Metazoa, Chordata, Actinopteri, Cypriniformes, Nemacheilidae. The record is from RefSeq and is a predicted model, not a curated record. Gene Ontology annotation, cellular component: plasma membrane. Gene Ontology annotation, molecular function: water channel activity. The transcript is spliced from 5 exons. Gene Ontology annotation, biological process: transmembrane transport.
CCAGUAGACUUUAAUCUGACCUAAGGUGUCCAGGACCAUGUACUUUUAUAACUGAAUCAUUCAUAACAAUCUACACAUCACUGCAUGAUUUGUGCAGGUGUAAACGGGUGAUUUAUGGUGUAUAAAGUUUAAUUGAUUUUCUUAUCAUAAAAGGAAGCAUCUACUGCAAGUUAUUUGCAUUUGUGCAAAAAGGAAAGUUGAAGAUGGAGGAGAAAGUAGAGCUUGAAGAAGUGGACAAAACUUUAUUAAAGAAGACAGAAACUAAGCCGGUGGGCAAGUAUGUGAGAAUAUUUCAACCCUGUAUUGCUGAGUUGGUGGGCACAAUGUUUUUUGUCUUUAUUGGCUGCGUGUCUGUCAUUGAGAAUGUGGAGUCGACAGGCAGACUUCAGCCAGCGCUGGUACAUGGAUUGGCAGUGGCUGUGUUGGUAGCAUGUAUGGCAGAAAUCAGUGGUUCACAUUUCAACCCUCCAUUCACCAUUGCUAUCUAUCUAUGUGGUGGAAUACCGAUGCCAAUGGUCGUUCCAUACCUUAUCAGUCAGCUUAUCGGAGGUGUACUUGGGGCCGCUAUGUCAAAGGUUAUGACAUCACAUGAGAACUUCGAGAAUGCCACUGGGGCAGCAUUUAAUAUUCUUCAAUCUGAUGACCAACUUGGGAAGGCUGUCUUUGCUGAAAUCGCUAUGACGUGUCUGAUCACUAUGGUGGUACUGCUGGGGGCAGUAAACGGAAAGAGCAAAAGCCCUAUGGUGCCGUUUAUGGUUGGCUGCACUGUUAUUAUUAACAUUCUAGCAGGAGGUGAUAUUUCUGGCACGUGUCUAAACCCUGCAAGAGCUUUUGGUCCUGCAUUGAUGACUAACUACUGGACUUAUCACUGGGUGUACUGGGUCGGUCCAAUAACGGGGUCUGUGGUGGCUGCUGCUCUCGUACGGCUUCUGCUUGGAGAUGAGAAGAUGCGAGUGAUACUAAAUUAAUAAAGGAUCAUUUUAACGUGUAAAAUUCCUCCUUCCAUGAGGUCAUCUAUAGUUUUAAAGGUCCUAGAUAUUCUAUAUUUCGAAAUUUUUUAAGUCACAGGAUCACUACCUGGUUUGUAUGAUACUGCAUAAACACUAAUGUCACCCAUAGCCAACAAAAAUUGUCGAUGUUUUCCAGUAGAUGUCAGUAAAGUACUUGGUUUUACACCUCA